CAAUGUAUAUCUCAACCUGGCUUCCUCGCUCAACCUGAGAGACUUCCUGUGUGGCAAACAGCACUCUGAAACCCCAAACACAAAAGAGACGGCACACGAAUCUGGUGGAUCAUCAUCUCUCAUGCGGAUUACUGGGUUCAGCUCUUCGGGGUUCUGCUCCGCAGCUCAUGGGUGAGAGACGAGGCAAACAUUCACAUAGUGAACCAGUGAAAACAGUCAGAGGCACAACAUCAACCACCGCGGAGACUCAAAAGAGACAAAAACUCUGCUGAAGAACUUUUGUAGCAGCAAAGGAUAGAUAUUCGAUAGCUGUGACUGUCCAACAGGAAGUAGCUGCUGCAAGGCAAGCACAGCAUGAGCAAGUGGUUUUGCUGAAUUGAUGUCUGGAAGGAGGGAGAGAAGACAGUAGACCACGAUUUAUGCGUCAGUACGUUAAAAAGAGCUGCAGGAUUCACCCAGAUUUGGCAUUUCACUAGAACACCAAAACAUUUUAAGAAUUGUUUGUGAAGUAAACAGACCUAAAACAAAAAUGGGCACAAAAGAAGAGUCAGAUUCCAUAUCAUCACCACAGCAUAAAGAGGAAGAAAUGGUGCAGUCUGUUGAGACAAACUGCCCUACCGAGAAAGAAGCUGAGCGAUCAGAAGAUGAAAAUCCACUGAACACCUACCAAUGGCAUAUCGGUGCAAAGUCCGAGGCGGUGGGACAGGGUACGUUUGAUAGGCUAGAGAAAGGAGCUGCAAAUAAAUGGAGUAAAAUGCAGAGCUGGCGGAAAGCUUUGAGUGAAGAUACAGGAGACAAAUCAUCAACAGCACCUCGUGGAGGAGAAAACUCAACAAAAGCAGACAGGCCAACAAGAAAGAACCCUUUCCGCAGGGCCCUGUCAGAGCCGCCAGGGUCGCUGCUCUCCUCUGUACUGUCCCCCUCGUCCUCGGCUGCUGGAACCUCUGAGGCAUCAGGCUCUGCCGCCACCACCGAAGCACCUCAGAAAGGAAAAAUCAGAAAAUACCUGCACCAAGUCUCGCAGAAACUGAAGAGACCACGUCUGCAGACCAGGAACAGCACGCCCAUUAUAGAACAUGAAGCCCUCAGUCCAGAGCCUGUGGUCCCAGAGGCACUGCAGCUGUGCUGGGCCCCCCCUCAGGACAUUCCAGUAUGGGAUGUCAACAACUGUAUUCUGCAGGAUGGACAGAUCCUCAUUCCCCGGGAGGGGGAGCCUAUGUUGCGCACAAGGAACCGGACAAGUAGCUGCCUCUCCAGUCUCAGUCUCCAGAAUCUCAGUGCCUUAGCGGAGCCAUAUCAGAGUCACAUCAAUUUGGAGUGCAGUCCAGACCAUGUGGCCCCUGGCAAUGCUCCUAAGUCAAAAGGCCAAGAUGGAGGAGUAAGGGCAAUGAUCAAGCGCCGUUUACAGAGUGGCGCUCAGAAAAAAUUGAGCAGCACGCAGCUACAUACUGUUGGACUAUCAGCAGCUCCAGGCAUGUUUGGCUCAAGAGAAUCCCUGUCCAUUCCUGUAAGUGCUGCAGAAAGCCUGGAUGUAAGUGCAGACCGCACUACUGUCAUCAGGCCAGUACACAGCUCCAUUCUUGGGGAGAAGUACUGCUUUGAGGUGAUAAACUCAGAGAGCAACCACUGUUUUGGGUGCAAAUCAGCUGCAGAGAGAGACAGAUGGAUCGAGAACUUGAGGCGUGCUGCCCAACCGAAUAAGGACAACUGUGAGCGUACAGAGAACUCCCUUAGUCUGUGGGUAAAUGAAGCCAAAGACCUUCUUCCAAAGAGGCGCUACUACUGUGAAUUGUACCUUGACGGCACGCUAUUUGCUCGCACUACUAGCCGUGCCGUGGGUAAGUCAUCCCACUCAGCAAACCUGGCAGGUGAUGGAGGAGCUGGAGCGAUAGGUGGGGGUCUUGGAGGAAGUGGAACUGCAGGAGGCUGCCACCUCUUUUGGGGAGAGCUAUUUGAGCUCGACAACCUCCCCCACGUCACACAGGUCACUUUGCACCUCUUCCGUGAUGAUGAUCCCAAGAAGAAGCGCCAUUCGAAGGAUGAGUCUAUCCUACAUCCACUGGGCAGUGUGGCUCUGAAUUUAUCAGAUAUAAAAGGACGGGCUUUUCAGGAGAAAUGGUACCCCAUCAUUCCCUACAAACCUCCUGGCACUGGAAGUGCAAAGGACCAGCUGGGACCACAGGCUUCACUUCGCGUAAAGGCCCGAUUCCAGAACUUGAAAGUGCUGCCAAUCGAGAAGUACAAGGAGUUUGCGGAAUACGUAACUGUGGGCUACGGCCGCAUGUGCAGCAGUCUGGAACCCCUUCUUAAUGUCAAGGACAAAGAGGAACUGGCAGGAGCCCUUGUACAUGUGCUUCAAAGCAUAGGGAAGGCAAAAGAGUUCUUGAUUGACCUAGGCAGUGCUGAAGUCCAGCGCUUGGGGGAGAACGAGGCCCUGAUUUUCAGAGAGAACACUCUAGCCACAAAGGCUAUUGAUGAAUACAUGAAGCUGGUUGGGCAGAAGUAUCUCAUUGAUACUCUUGGGAAGUUUAUUGCUCGACUGUAUGCUUCAUCAGAAAGCUGUGAAGUAGACCCUCGGAAAUGCUCCACCUCAGACCUCCCUGUCAAUCAGAAUCAUCUAAAAGAGACAUGUGCUGAAGUAGUGCAGCAGAUCGCUGAGAUGCACAGCUCAUUCCCCGUGGAGCUGAACGAAAUUUUCUCCAGCUGGGUGUCAGACUGUGAGGAACGUAGACGACCAGAAAUUGGACAUCGCCUCAUUUCAGCAUCUCUCUUUCUCCGUUUCCUCUGCCCAGCCAUACUCAGUCCCUCAUUGUUCGGACUUACCCAGCCUUACCCUGAACCAAACACUCUGCGUACACUCACUCUUACAGCAAAGGUCAUACAGAACCUUGCCAACUUCACCUUGUUUGGGGAGAAAGAGGAGUACAUGCUCUUCAUGAAUGACUUCCUGGAGCAGCACUGGGAGCCUAUGAGAGGCUUCCUGCAGCGUGUGUCAAACCCCGAGAGUGAGUUGGACAUGGCGCGGUUUGAUGGCUAUGUGGACCUGCCUUUACGCCUUGCAGUCCUCCAUAGCCUGCAAGUGGAUAUUAUCUCCCCUAUGAAUCAGGAAACAAUAAACAGCCUGCAGCCCCUUCCAUCUAUCUUGAAUCAAAUUACAGAUCAUCUCGGUCCAGAUGCUCCAAGGAUCAAUUGUAGCAAUUUCAGAGCAGGAGAAUCCAAGCCCUCUUAUGUGCCUCCACGAGAUCUGGGCAAGUACAGUCCCCUGAACAAGUCUUUGCAGCACCUACCUACAGAUUCAAAAGUCAACCACGGCAAAGACAGGCAGAGGAAGCAAGUCAAGAGGACACAAAGCGUUCCUGGAUCAGAACGGCGUCAUCACCUGUCUCUGAAGAAACAGAAAAGUACUGAAGACCUGUCCACAAUGACCCCCAUGGCUAUAUCACCACCACAGCCAAGCAUACAUUUUAAAGCCCCACCUGCUCCUGUUCCUUGGAUUAAAGUAAUCAACAAAGAGCCUUAUCAGAUAAAAACAGAAUACGAGGAGACGAGCCUUCUGGACAAGCAUGCACAGGAGUUGUCUGAGCUACGCCUGGGAGUGGAGCAGGUGGCUGAGCGUGAGCUGGAAAUGGCAAAACGGCUGGAGGACUUCAUUAUCCAGAGCCAGGAACAAAACGCUCAGCUGCAGGCAGAGAUACAGGAACUCCGGGGCGUUCUAGCGAUGCGUGAGGAACAGCUUGUCAGUGCAGCCUUCAGACUGGGGGUCAUAGAAGAGGAGCGAGAGGAAGAUGAGAGGAAACUAAGUGUUGCCUUGGUUGCAGCGGAACGGAUGAAUGUCUUGGAAGAGCAAUUUGCUGGCUUGUUGGAAACCAUGCAAAGGCUAAACAAGUCCACUAAUGAAAGCUUGAAAUCAUCAUACAUCAGCACCUAACACGGCAGGAUGAAACACCGCGUCCAGUUCUGCAUGAUGCAAAAGUACCGAAAAAAACAGCUUUAUUACUCAUAUUUUUAGUUUAGUCAAUGCAAAUAUAUAUAUAUAUAUGAGCAUGCCUGUGUUUUUCACACAAUAUUGAAAUUCUGGUCGCAAAAUUACACCGAUUACACAGAAUUACUACACAGUUCAUUCAAAGGAGCUCUGAACACAAGUAUGCAUCUUUCCUAAAGUUAAAUUUACCAUUCCAGUAUGACAAGGACAUGUGUACAAGUACACUCACAAAUAAAACAUUUAACAAAUUUGACCUGAAAUAACUAAAAUAAAUUUAACUAAUGAAAGCCUAUUGGUUGUGUAUUUUUAGUAUUGCUAAAUUAGGCUAUAUUGCCAACAGAAUUGACUGAGAGAUUAAACAUGUUGGAUAGUAA
Molecule: messenger RNA, 4356 nt
Organism: Electrophorus electricus (electric eel)
Lineage: Eukaryota; Metazoa; Chordata; Actinopteri; Gymnotiformes; Gymnotidae
Gene: rasal3
Product: RAS protein activator like 3
Biological process (GO): regulation of GTPase activity
Source: RefSeq, a predicted model, not a curated record